This is a messenger RNA of Nestor notabilis (Kea), 1642 nucleotides long. Its product is annotated as poly [ADP-ribose] polymerase 12-like. The record is from RefSeq and is a predicted model, not a curated record. Lineage: Eukaryota; Metazoa; Chordata; Aves; Psittaciformes; Psittacidae. The transcript is spliced from 11 exons. Gene Ontology annotation, molecular function: NAD+ poly-ADP-ribosyltransferase activity. The annotation marks the transcript as partial.
AUCUUGUAAGUACCCGCACAACAUCAUCAAUGCUGAGAACAAAAAAGUUCUAAAGACCCAUGAGUUGUCUAGCCUUGAUGAGAAUGAGCUGCGAGUCCUGCUUCUCCAAAAUGACCCUUUCCUCCUCCCUGAUAUCUGCUACCUUUACAACAGAAAGGAUAGUAACUGCAGCCAGCAAAAUAACUGCAACAAGCUUCAUGUUUGUCGACACUUUCUCCAAGGGGAAUGUAGAUUUACUUGGUGCAAGAGGUCCCAUAACCUCUUGGAUACUGAUUCAUUGAGAGUGUUAGAAACCGGAGGCAUUGAUGCGAAGAUAGCUUCAAACAUGCAGACUAUAUGUAAUCACAAGCACAUGGAAUUCGUCAAGGAAUCAAAGAAGGGGAAAGAUAAAAAAGGUGAUUCCUCUUCUGAAGCUCCAAAGGACAACAAAGAAGAUAAAUGUGAUCAGAUAUGUGUGUUCUAUGUCUGGAAGUACUGCAAACAUAAAGAUAAAUGCAGAUUUGUUCAUUACCACUUGCCGUAUCGAUGGCAGGUAUAUAAUGGGGUGACCUGGAAUGACCUCUCCAUGAUGGAGGAAAUUGAAAAGGCCUAUUGUGACCCACACACCAGCAGAUUCAUGAAUAAGAACAUUCAUUUCCAGACAAUGACCUGCUGCUCUUCUUUGGUUCGACGCCUCUCUACACCAUCAUCAGUCACAAAACCCACAUUUGUAUUGACCACACAGUGGCUUUGGUAUUGGAAGAAUGACAAAGGCCAGUGGAUUGAAUAUGGAGAGCAGGGAGAAGGGGAUAGUGUGAGCUCACCAUCUUCUGCUAUUAUUGAGAAUUUGUAUCUAGCAGAUCCAGAUGGCAUCAUAUCUUUCCAGGCUGGCUUGUAUAAUUACAAGCUCGAUUUUAAAGAGAUGACCCAGACAAACACCUCUUACAAAACUAAAAGACAGGUCUGCAGGCGACCAAAGUUCGUGUCUUCUGAAGAUGUGCAGAAGAUAAAGAAAGGCCAGAGGGAUUCUUCUAUUCCAAAUCAGUCCUGUCCUGACCACUGGGAUCAAUCUGCACUGCCUGACUUCGGAUACAAGGCAGUGGAGAUCAAUGAUACAACUGCUGAAUACAACCAAAUAAAGCAGAUGUUUCAUCAGACUAUGAAGAAAUACAGCAUCCUUAAAAUAAACAGGAUUCAGAAUCCAUCCCUCUGGAAAGUGUUUCAGUGGCAGAAGGAACAGAUGAAAAGGGAAAAUGGAGGGAAGGAAGUAAAUGAAAAGCUUCUUUUCCAUGGAACCAACACCUCCUUCAUGGAAUCCAUCUGUAUUCACAAUUUUGACUGGAGAAUUUGUGGAAGCAAUGGAACUCUCUAUGGGAAGGGAAGCUACUUUGCUAGAGAUGCUUCCUAUUCCCACUCAUACUGUCAGCCUAUGGUGAAAAACAACAUCAUGUUCGUGGCUCGUGUGUUGGUUGGAGACUACGUUAACGGCAACACAGCCUAUGUGCGCCCCCCAACAAAGUCUGCUGAUGGGCUCCGGUUUUAUGACAGUUGUGUAGACAAUGAGACAAAUCCCUCCAUUUUUGUUGUCUUUGAAAAAUACCAAAUUUACCCAGAGUAUACAAUAGAGUAUAAAGAGGAAGAAAAAAAAUGUAUUGUAUCUUAA